AUGACGAUGGUUCCGUCUGGCCUGGAUGAAGACGCACUACGGCCCGCCGACGUCCAUGAUAUUACCGAAGAAGGAUCGGAUAUGACUCGUGAUAUAUUUUUUGCCAUUCUCAAGGAAACUCAAGAUAAUCCGUCACGUCCAAAGUCGUUGCCAGACCAAAGUGAAAUUUUGCACAAAACUAUAGGUAAAGCGUCCGACAUCGCUCAGCCUGGUGGAUUUCGUCGUGAUCACGUGAUUACAAAUAUGAGAGGCAACAGCCCACACGUCCCACCCUACGUACAAGACUCAUUCCUUGAUUCGAUCCAACCAACACCCGGAAUUUUGCAGUCUGCUUAUGGAGACUUUAUCGUGGCCAAUCUUGGACUAGCAGAUGAUGAUGAUGAUUUAGCUGAGUCGGCAACGCCAUUACUUCGUCGAUCUUGGAAGCGAAUACCUGAAAAACAGCAGCGUGGUGCCACUAUUGGAAAAACAGUAUUUACAAUCUUAAAGUCAUUUAUCGGAAGUGGAAUUUUAUUCCUUCCAAAGGGAUUCGAGAACGGAGGCAUGCUCUUUUCACUUGCAGCACUGUGUAUUUCUGCAGUGCUAUCGACGUUUUGCAUGCUUCGAUUAGCAAAGUGCUCCAAUAUGUUGCUGCAAAAUGGGCGCUCAAACGUGUCAUAUGGCCUUAUAGGAGAAAAAGCCUGCGGCAAGUUGGGUCGUAUAGCUGUGAAUAUUUCAUUAGUGCUCUCGCAAACGGGCUUUUGCUGCUCGUACUUAAUUUUCGUGGAGAAAAACAUCGGUGAGGUCAUUUUAGCCGCCUUUGGAAUUCAAAGAACCAUUGCGUCUUCAUCGUUGACGCUUAUCAUGCUUCAAAUUUUGUUGUACACGCCAUUGUCAUGGGUGCGUCGCAUCGAAUACUUUGCGCUCACGAAUCUGUUCGCAGAUCUCCUAAUCUUGUUUGGAAUCGUCUAUAUCCUCUCGUACACAAUUCAAAUGUUAAAAGAAGCGAAAGUCGGAAGUGUGACGUGUACAAACUUUAACUCGACAAGCUGGGCCCUACUUCUAGGAACAGCUGUCUACUGCUUUGAAGGCAUUGGAUUAGUACUUCCAAUAUACGACGCUAUGGAUGACGACAUAAAACAGAAAUUCCCACGCAUCCUAUCUUACACCAUGCUAUUUCUCGUGAUGCUUUUCUCAGUGUUCGCUGGGCUUGUGUAUGCUGCCUUUGGUGAGAACACACAAUCUGUUGUAACUCUCAAUCUACCGAGCGCCCAAGACAGCAUCGCCACCAUGUCUGUGCAGAUUACGUACUCGCUUGCGCUCAUACUGACGUACCCGCUGAUGUUAUACCCAGUGGUAAAAAUUCUUGAAUGUUACAUCUUCCCUUAUCACAGUCGAAAAGGCUAUUGGCGCUGGGAAAAGAAUGGGUUUCGGUUUGCACUAGUGUGUCUUACAGCUGCCAUUGCUUAUUAUGGCAAAGAAGAGCUGGAUAACUUUGUGGCGCUGAUUGUUGGCAUCCUCAUCAUGAUAUUUGCCACUUACCAGGCCGCAUCUACGUGGAAAUAA
This is a messenger RNA of Plasmopara halstedii, 1545 nucleotides long. Its product is annotated as vacuolar amino acid. Gene Ontology annotation, biological process: amino acid transmembrane transport. NCBI's taxonomy places the organism in Eukaryota, Oomycota, Peronosporomycetes, Peronosporales, Peronosporaceae. Bases 1 to 1545 code for a protein of 514 amino acids. The record is from RefSeq and is a predicted model, not a curated record. The transcript has 4 exons. Gene Ontology annotation, molecular function: amino acid transmembrane transporter activity.